This is a messenger RNA of Quercus lobata, 489 nucleotides long. RefSeq lists its product as uncharacterized. The transcript has a single exon. Lineage: Eukaryota; Viridiplantae; Streptophyta; Magnoliopsida; Fagales; Fagaceae. The coding region runs from base 1 to 489 and encodes 162 amino acids. The record is from RefSeq and is a predicted model, not a curated record.
AUGACAUGCAUUUUUUGGGUAACGGGGUCUCACAAUGACAUCAAUGUCCUAGAGCAAUCUUCUAUAUUUUUUGAGCUUGCUGAAGGGCGUGCUCCUCCUGUUAAUUACUCGAUAAAUGGUAAUGACUAUUCGAUGGGGUACUAUCUUGCAGAUGGUAUAUAUCCAUCACGGGCAACAUUUGUCAAAACAAUUCCAGCACCACAAGACCGUAAAAGACAACAUUUUGCUUCCGCACAAAAGGCAGUCAGGAAGGAUGUCGAAUGCGCAUUUGGAGUACUUCAAGCGCGAUUUGCAAUUGUGCGCGGGCCUGCACGUUUUUUCCACCUUGAAACACUUGAGGACAUUAUGAUGGCAUGUAUAAUAUUGCAUAAUAUGAUCGUUGAAGAUGAGCGACAUACUUACCUUGGAGCAAAUGACUUUGAUUAUGAUCAAAUCAAUGAUAAUGGACCCGAACCGGUGUCACAUAAUCCCACUUGUAACCUUAUGUAG